UUGACGUGACAUAUGUGUCGACCAGGUGCGCUUCCAUGGCAACGGAGUAAGGUACAAUGUCACAAACAGAAAGUUAAGAGGUUCUUCACAAUUGCUCUUUGAGUCUCGUAAUUUAUUCUAUUGUUGAAAGCUUAAAAAGAAAACAACGUUGAUUCUAUUCGACAAGUAUGUCAGUGGAAGGACAAUUUUUUUUAUCCGUCACCGGGUCCAUUGAGCAUGCAGACUUCUAUGAUGCCGAUAACGUUUACUGCAAGUACAGUUUUCAUUUCGGACCCGAAUGGAACGUAGUUACGGGAAUCGAAGAAGGUUUGACGCAAAUGUGUAAGUGUAGCAAUGAUCCGAGGAACCUCGCCGUUUGGAAUUUUCCCCUGGAUAUUACGUUCAAAAGUACAAAUCCACACGGAUGGCCGCAGCUUGUUAUGUCGAUCUACGGAUUGGAUUUAUUCGGUCAUGACGUCAUUAGGGGAUACGGAGUAUGCCAUUUGCCUUUGAAAACGGGACAUCACGAGAAAAGGGUAUUCAUCUACGUGCCGGAAUCGUCGUCCACGUUACAACGUUUCAUGGAGUGGUUAACCGGCAGGAGACCGGAAUUAAUUGAUCCCGCCAUCCUAGCAUCCGGCGGCGGCAGAGAACUCACACGCAUGAGGGUCGAGGGAGCCGUUACCGUAACGUUCAACGUCGUUUUGAAGGAUUUCUUCAAGUUGGGUUACGACAACGGCGAGAAAUGGAAGAAAUGAUAACGCGACCGUUAAACUCCUUCGGCUCAAGAGAGAGGAUUACCCCGUCCAGGAUUAUCUUAUCAAGGAGGUACAAUGCUGCACUUCGUAAAUACUAUUCCGAUGAACAAUCGAGGUGUGAUUUUUCCGCAUAAUCCAGUCCAGUUUUUCCCUGGAACGUCAACGAAAUGGAGAGAAAAUUAAGAGUAUAUUCCUCGCGUUAAUAAACGUGUUGCAGAAAAAAAGAAGAGGAGCGGAAGGGAACGGGCUAAUCCUUCGGGAAUCCUCGAGGGAUCCUCCUUAUUAAAUUUGAACGCGGCGUUAAUCUUCGA
Molecule: messenger RNA, 1048 nt
Organism: Camponotus floridanus (Florida carpenter ant)
Lineage: Eukaryota; Metazoa; Arthropoda; Insecta; Hymenoptera; Formicidae
Gene: B9d1
Product: B9 domain-containing protein 1
Exons: 5
Coding region: 168-737 (189 amino acids)
Biological process (GO): cilium assembly
Cellular component (GO): MKS complex
Source: RefSeq, a predicted model, not a curated record